CCAGAGAAGAGAAAGAGUCAAGAUGAAAAAAGUUCAAGAGCACCUGAAGCAGGAAUGAGCAGCAUCGCGCCUCAGGAGCGUUUUCAUCGUACACAAUAGAUAGAUACUGUUUAUUUUAGACAACAAAGACUGAGAAAUUAACCAAAUUAUGAAAUGACAUAAGCUUUUUUGCCAGUAUGGGUCAGCAUUAUUUACUCCAGGCCAGUGUCUUCCGUGCAGCUGUCUUGUUUGCUGUGGUCGUCUCGAUCCCUCAUGUUUACUCUGACUGUUCACCGUGCCAAUAUAAGAUUGACCGCACAACAUCAAACAUCACUAUAUUUAUAGGAAACAACUCCUCAUGUAGUGUGCAGAACUACAACAUUACAAAAACUCAGAAUAGCAUCAUAGUGACUGAACUGCAGCCUGGAAACACAUAUUUCUUCAAAAUCAACUGCUCAGAUGUGUGCUGUGGAAACUUCUCCACCUACCCAGAGCCUGUUAGUAACCUGUCUGUGAACUCCAUCACUGUGAGCUCAGUGAACCUGAGCUGGAUACUUCUAAAUGGCAUUAGUCCAUAUUAUAGAGUAGCUUGGGAUGUAAACCUGCUCACCGCUUACCAAACCUCCAUGCAAAUCUCACAACUUGCACCCGGCACCAAAUACACCUUCAACGUCACCUCGGUGGCCUCUGAUAACCGCACUGAGGGGCGCACUGUUCAGAUAUCCCAAAACACAAGUCCAGCACAAGUGGAGAAUAUCACUUUACUGAAUUCCACUAACAGCAGUUUGACCUUGGCCUGGACACCCCCUCUCGGUCAUGUGGACACAUAUGAGGUGAGCGUGUCCGGUGCUGAGCCGAAGACCAUCACCGUCAUCAUCUCUUCAGUAAUCAGUAACCUCACGGCAGGACGUGUUUACAGCAUUACAGUCGCCUCCGUCAGUGGAGUCCUGAAGAACAUCUCUAACAUAGUGCAGUUUGCCACUAAGCCUAACCCGCCUGAAGCUCUCCGCGUGAGCGGCCAGACUAAUGGAUCUAUUUCUUUGCUGUGGUCAAAACCCUUAUCAAUGGAUGGAUUGAACGUGUCCUAUGAAGUGUCGUAUAGAUCCAGUCAGUCAGGAGUCAACCUGACUUUGAAUCCAACCACCUCUUUAAAUGCGACGCUCACAAAUUUAUUAUCGGGCAGUCAGUAUGACAUCGCUGUGGUCACCAUAGGAGUAAAAGAUCUCAGGAGCUCACUUGUAAAUCUCACUGCAUAUACAGUUCCUAAUACAGUGCAAAAUCUGGUGGUUUCUGCUGUCAGCACCAGUUCAGUCAAUCUGACGUGGCUUCCCCCUGAUGGGAACUCCAACCUGUUCUCCUACAGUGUUAGCAUCUCUUCACCCGAUCAGACUCUCAGUACCACAUCCAACAAUUAUCAGAUUACUCAGUUGCAGCCUGGGACUCCAUAUAAUUGCAGCAUCAGAACACUCAUAAUAGUUGCCAACAUAUCUGGACCCUCACAGUUCAUACAGUGUAAUACCAAGCCACUGCCGGUGACUAAUUUAACCGCCUCUCCUGUCGGCACCACUGAGAUGCGCCUGUCCUGGUUUUAUCAGAGGAACAACAAAUCUUUAUAUCUGUAUAAUGUGAGUGUAAAUGGGGAACGAUGGAUACAGAGUAGCAUUAAUACCACACAGGUCUCUGACCUGAUCCCCGGGAACAACUACACUUUUACUGUGCAAGCUGUAGUAAACGGCAUGAUCUCUGAAACUGUAGCCAUCUCUGCAUUUACAGAGCUUGGUAAAGCAUCCAAUAUUUCUGCUGUAGGCACUACUCAGAGUAUGCGAGUGGAGUGGAGACCACCUGCUGGUAUUGUGAGUCUCUACAACGUCAAAAUCCUGCUGAACGGAACCGUUUUAAAGACUGAGAACCGAACGAAUGAGACUACCGUGGUGUUCUCAGACCUGCUGCCUGGAACUCCUUACUUGGUCAUUGUGACAAGCAUCAGUGGACCCAUAAAGCAGGACAGCGAUAGUGUGUUAAAUGCCACCUUGCCUACUCCUCCUGGCGAGUUCAGGACUGAGCGGACCACAAACUUUCUGUACAUCAGCUGGGCUUGGCCCCUUAACAUGAGCACAGUGUCACACUACUUCCUCUUGCAGUACAGCAACAGCACACUCAUUUCAAGCUCAGUGAACUGCAGCCAAAACUACAGCUCUCUGACAGGACUCAGUGCAGGUGUCCCGUACAGCAUCACUGUGAGGACUGUUGGUGCACUGGGAUAUUUGAGUUCUCCUCAGAGCCUCACUGCAUAUACAAAUCCUACUGCUGUAAGUGAUGUGAGAGUGAAUGGAUACACCGAGACCAGUUUAUCUCUGAGCUGGCAGCAACGUGAUGUUCAGCAAUCCGGUUACUCCUACCUGCUCACCUUCAAACACCCCAAUGGCACAAUUGACCAGAAGACUGUAAAUAACACUGCAGCGCAGCUACUGUCACUGCGGUCGGCUAGUCAAUACAACAUCAGCAUUAUCACGCAGACGGCGGGCGGCACCAAGUCUGAUCCCCAGUUUCUAACUGCCUGCAGUAAGCCAUUUCCGGUUUCCAAUGUGGGAAAGGACGUCCUGAAUGUUUCUGCUGUGAGGCUGAACUGGUCCCGUCCUCAGGAGUACGGCGAUGGGUUUUCCUACCGAGUAUUGGUGUCCAACUGCACAGAAAACAGUAGGAACUUGUCUACUUCCUCUGAAAACAUCAUAGUACAAGACUUGCAGCCUGGCACCCUGUGUCAGUUCAGUGUAUAUAGUUUGGCCUGCGGCAUUCUGGGAGAACCAGCAAACACCUCUGUCCUCACAAAGCCCUCUACAUCGAUUCCCAAACUAGAUAAUCAAGGCUCUAAUCACUCAAUCUUGGUGACGUGGGAUCAUCCUGUUGGUGGGCUGGACCUGUACAUUCUGAACAUCAGCAGUGAAGGAUGGAGCAGCUAUACAGUUCUCAAUAACACUGAACACAAUCAUACCUUCACUCAACUAAAAGCAGCAACUGUCUUCACAGUCACACUCACGACUGUCAAUGCAGCCUUUCGGGAAACAUCACUUCCAGUAAAGAUGGCCACUUAUCCAAACAGACCAGGAGAGAUUAAGAAUUUGUCAAAGAGCAAUCAUUCAGUGUUGUUUCAAUGGGCUGAAGCUCAGGACAUGACAGCUGGCAGCUUCAACUACAGCCUGACCUACUGGUCCAGCUAUAACACCAGCCUAUAUCUCACUUCUAAUAACACUUUCCUUGUGGACGGCUUGCGAUCUGGAACAUCCUAUAAUGUUUCUGUGGCUACUGUAGGGCCAAUGGAUUUCCAGAGUGAUUCUGUCACAUACCAUGUAACCACCAAGCCUGAUCCUGUCCAAAACCUACAAGUUCAUUCCACAACAACAAAUGCCAUCUCUUUAGUUUGGGCAAGAGUGGAAGGGGUCCCAAAAUAUGUAGUGAGGGUGUACAGGUAUAGCAAGGUAGAGAGCAACAUAACCAGUUUAGAUAACAACGUGACGAUUGACAUACUGAAACCUUCAACGCUCUAUAACAUCAGUGUGCAGAGCUGCACUUCUGACAACACAGAGGGAGAUGCAGUGUGGCUGCAACCAUGCACAGAUGCAGCACCAGUGGACGAGGUGACCUGUACGGGUCCUAAUUUAACCUUACCAAUGCUCACCCUCUCAUGGAGCCGUCCUCUUGGUGAAACCCAGAGAUUUGAAAUCAAGCUGUUUAACUUUUCUGAAGAGUUAGAGAACAAUCAAACCACCAAUCUAAAUUAUAACUUCUAUAGACUCAAGUACAACACUCUGUACAAUGCCAAGCUCUGGACUCUGGGUUGUGGGAAGCAAAGCACAGUGAAGGAGAUCUCCUGUAGGACCGGUUUUACAAAACCUGUUACACCUAAUAUGACAGCAGUGAGUGUAACUGAGGUACAAUACAACAAGUUUACUGUGAUUCUUAAUCAAGACAUCUUCAAUGACACAAAUGGUUCUGUGAUCCAUUAUGGUGUGCUUGUCUCCUCCGUCACAGACGAUUGCAGGGUCAAGACUAAGUUGGAUCAAUGCCUGUCGAGCACCUAUGAGGACUGGAAAGCAAAGCGGCGCAACACAUUCCUGGCUGCUGUCAAAAACACAACAGAGUCUAGAAGUGUGCAGGACCGAAGAAUCAUAGUUGGAGAUGAAACUAUGUGGAAUAGUUACAAAAAUGGAGAACUAAAUGCCAAAAGCAGUUACAAUUUUGCUGUCAUCACUUUCACUCAUCUGGAGAUAAAUAACCUUUUAGUGGAUGUGUCUAAUUCAUACUACUCCAUAUCUGAGUUUAGUCCCAUCACUCUGCCACAGAACCCAGUGGUAAUUCUAGGAGCAGCAGCAGGAAUUGGUGUUACUGCUCUUCUGGUUGUAAUCAUCAUCGGGGUUGUGGUUUGUAGACGGAAGCAAAGAAAAGUUGUUUCUACUAGCAUUCCUAUCCACUCUUUAAGAAACAAAGUGAGUGAUCCAAUUAAGGUGGAGGAUUAUGAGGCUUACUACAAGAGGCAAAGGGCUGAUUCCUUCUGUGGAUUUGCUGAAGAAUUUGAGGAUCUAAGGCCGGUUGGGACAAAUCAGCCGAAGACUGUUGCUCUGGCCCCUGAAAACAAAGCCAAGAAUCGUUAUAACAAUGUGCUGCCAUACGAUUCAUCUCGUGUCAAGCUCUCUGUGCUCGGCAGCCCAUUUGAUGACUACAUCAAUGCCAGCUACAUGCCGGGUUACACAUCAAAGAAGGAGUUUAUCGCAGCCCAAGGGCCACUGCCCUGCACUGUCAAUGACUUCUGGCGACUGAUCUGGGAGAAAAACGUGCAGACUAUUGUCAUGCUCACCAAAUGCAAUGAGCAGGGACGGAUAAAAUGUGAGGAAUACUGGCCAGCAGAUGUAAGUCAUUUUAACAAUCUGACAGUGACGACUACUUCUGAGAUCCCACUGGAGGACUGGACUUUACGUGACUUUGAAGUGAAAAAUGUGAAAACAGCAGAGAUUCGAUCAGUUCGUCACUUCCAUUUCACUGCAUGGCCAGACCAUGGAGUUCCUGAGACCACUGAGCUUCUCAUCAACUUCAGACACCUGGUGCGAGAACACAUGGACCAGUACUCAAGACAUUCACCCACUCUUGUGCACUGCAGUGCCGGUGUGGGCCGGACGGGAACCUUCAUCGCCAUUGAUCGGUUAAUCUUUCAGAUCGAGCGGGAUGGUUUAGUGGAUGUAUAUGGGAUCAUUCACAAUUUACGCAUGCACAGACCACUGAUGGUACAAACAGAGGAUCAGUAUGUGUUUCUUAACCAGUGCGCCAUGGACAUCAUCAAGUCUCGGACUGGAAACAAUGUAGAUUUGAUCUACCAGAACACAGCUGCACUCACUAUUUAUGAGAACUUUGAGCCCUUGAAAAAACCCAAAAAUGGCUACCAUAAGGCCUGACCAUCUACCUUGAACAGUUUGCUGCACUGCUGUGAAUGAAACUUUUUUUUCUCUUUUGUUUCAUUUUUAAAUUGAGUUUUAUUUAAAGAGGAAAAAAUAUAUAUAUUUAUUAAGAAGUUUGUUCAUAAAGGUAUAUAAGUAUGCUGAAAUAUUUUAAAUGUAAAUACAGAAAUGUAGCUGCAGGGAUGUUUUGUAAGAGUUUUCAUAGAAUAAAGUUGAUAAUGUUUCAGUGAUGUAAUAUGGCAUCAUAAAAGUGGCAUUUCCUCAGACAAGGCGACAGGUGAAAUGAAGAUGAUCAUGAAUAGAAAUAUAGAAUGUAAAUAUGAAAACGUCACAUAGAGCUUCAUCAUAAUGUAAUGCAGUAACAUUGCAUUUCUACUUCACUGCAGCAGCAGUAAAGACAAGAUGUUUUCAAAACACCUUUUCUAUGAUUUAACAUAGCAAUAUGAGUGAGUAGGCUGGCAAAUGGUUGACAGUGAUUUCUGGAUUCAAUAUAUCUGUGAUUUCUGGAUUUCACAGCUCUAAAGUUGAGCUUAAAUGGACCAUGAGGACAAGAAGUUAGUAAUGAGUAGUAGCAAUGUCUUUGGUUUGUUUCUGGAAUUGCUUGUUCUCAGUAAAGAUACAUGCUGACCUGUCUUUUUCUUUUGUUUUUUCUUUUAGAAUCAGGUCAGUUUUGUAUGUGCCUACUAACAAUUUAUUAUGAAAAGGUUUUAACAGAGUGUGACUCUGUACCAUGUUAAUGCACUUAAAUUGUUAUAUUUGUAUAUAAUAUAUUUUGUUCAAACUGAACUUUCAAAUUCUUUUUUCACAAAGUGUUGUUCCAGGGACUUUUUUCUUAUGUGGUUUUAAUAUUCUGUAUUUUUUUUUUAAAUUAUUGUUUAUUGAUACUCUGCUGGUCACGGUAAAGAACCAUACAGAUGAACUUUGUAUUAUAUAUAGGAUUAAAAAAAAGCUGCACUUUA
Messenger RNA from Ctenopharyngodon idella (grass carp), 6385 nucleotides. It is a transcript of the gene ptprja, whose product is annotated as protein tyrosine phosphatase receptor type Ja. Lineage: Eukaryota; Metazoa; Chordata; Actinopteri; Cypriniformes; Xenocyprididae. Gene Ontology annotation, biological process: protein dephosphorylation. The transcript has 30 exons. The record is from RefSeq and is a predicted model, not a curated record. Gene Ontology annotation, molecular function: protein binding; protein tyrosine phosphatase activity. Bases 177 to 5423 code for a protein of 1748 amino acids.